CUGCUCAGAUCAAGAGCAUGGUGAACCAGCUGGGGACCAGACAGGACACCAGUGAACUCCAGGAUCGUCUGCAGCAGAUACAACACUAUACCAACCAACUGGCAAAAGAAACCAACAAGCACCUGAAAGACUUGGGAUCAAUACCUUUGCCUUCAUCACCCUCAGAGCAAAGGCAGCAAAAGAUCCAGAGGGACAGACUGAUGAAUGAUUUCUCAGCAGCUCUCAACAACUUCCAAGGAAUCCAGCGGCGUGCAGCAGAGAAGGAGAAGGAGUCUGUAGCCAGAGCAAGAGCUGGAUCUCGCCUAUCAACUGAAGACAGUUCUCGGGAUGAAAAGCUUGUGUCUUUUGAUAACCAAGAGGACUGGGGUCAGAUGACCACCCAGACAGAGGAGGUGGCCAUCACAGAGGAGGACCUGGAGCUCAUCAAAGAGAGAGAAACCAACAUCAGACAGCUGGAGUCUGACAUCAUGGAUGUAAACCAGAUCUUCAAGGACCUGGCCGUGAUGAUCCACGAUCAGGGAGAAAUGAUUGACAGCAUUGAGGCAAAUGUGGAGAAUGCUGAAGUUCAUGUAGAACGAGGAACAGAGCAACUCCAGAGAGCCGCCUACUACCAGCAAAAGUCCCGGAAGAAGAUGUGUAUCCUUGCUAUGUACCUGCUUGGAAUCAUGAGAAGAACAAGAAGAGGCUGAUCACUUCACCAAGGUCAGCAGAGGAGAUCUAUGCAGAGGGAUAGUCAAUGUGGAAAACAUUUCAUCUGAACUGAUCAAGCUUAUUUUUGAAAAAUAGCUGAAAAAAGUCCCUUUUUUAAACUGAGAUGAAGGAGAGGAUGGAGGACUGAGGUAGAGUAGGGGAGUUAUUUAAGAGAUGAGAUUCCUUAAUUUGCUUUAUUCACUCAUUUCUUCUGUUAUUUACUGCACUAACACUAGAUGUUACAGUAUUUCAAAUGUUAAAAUGUUAUUGGCAAUUAUUUGAGAACAGGCAUGGUCGGGGGAGGGAGGAGAUUGUGCAAAUUUGUGGUUUUUAGGGGCUGUAAAUAUUUUUUUGUUGCCUGUUGUUGUGGCAUGUUCUGAUGUAAUGUGUGUGUAGUGCCACAGGACCCGCUGUGGCUCCUGACCUUCACAGUAACAUUACAUGGGACCUAUUUAACUUUUGGUGAUGAUGGCAGCCGUGGUUGUAAAAUACAUAUUGUAAAAUGAACAGAUUACCCAUAUGAAUCAAAUUUUGUCUGUAAAUAUUGUGCUGCAUUAUAUUCUGCUAAGAACAUUGUGGAAGAUGAAUAAUUAAUCUCAGAAAUGAAUCCAGUCUCAAACCAAAACAUUUUUAAAUUAAUUUCUAUGACUCCCAGUAUCCAUAAUAAAUGUAAUAAACACUUCUGCGUGCUCAGAGUAAAAUUUUGUUCUUAAAGGUAAACUAAGGUUUAUUACAAUUUGCAUUUUAUUUUUUAUGAUUUUACCCAUAAUUUCAUCAGUUAUGAUGAUUUUAAACUCGCCAAAGUAAAUGCUAAGAUCUGGAAACAUGCAUCAUCAAUAAAAAAUGGCUCCAAUGGGUCAAGAAACACUGCAUAAAUGUUUUGUUAAGACUUGGUUUCAGUUCACAAAUAACAUCAGAGAGCUGUCCUUGGUGAGUUAGGACUGAGUGACAAGCAGAUUGCUCUUACACACACAGACAGACAAGAAAAUAUAUAUUUAGGAAAUGUAUAUUGAGAAUAAUCUGUAUACGGGCCAACACACUAGUCACACAAGUAAAGAUCCAAUUUGUGACAUAAUUAAAGCAUAACUGAAAUCAAAUGUUCGCAUGAUUGAUAUUACAGUAUGUUGGCAAGGCUGUGAAAUAUAAGAAUUCUGGUGAGUUUGAAAGAACUAUAUUCAGACAAUAUGUUUGAUAUGAAAAAUUGUGUAUUUCCAAAUUAAAAAAUGUAAACCUUUCUAAUUAAAGGAAAGGAUAUAUGGAGAA
Micropterus dolomieu (smallmouth bass) is the source of this 1953-nucleotide messenger RNA. It is a transcript of the gene stx12, whose product is annotated as syntaxin 12. NCBI's taxonomy places the organism in Eukaryota, Metazoa, Chordata, Actinopteri, Centrarchiformes, Centrarchidae. The record is from RefSeq and is a predicted model, not a curated record. Gene Ontology annotation, biological process: intracellular protein transport; vesicle-mediated transport; vesicle fusion. Gene Ontology annotation, molecular function: SNAP receptor activity; SNARE binding. Gene Ontology annotation, cellular component: synaptic vesicle membrane; endomembrane system; synaptic vesicle.